Molecule: messenger RNA, 4717 nt
Organism: Onychomys torridus (southern grasshopper mouse)
Lineage: Eukaryota; Metazoa; Chordata; Mammalia; Rodentia; Cricetidae
Gene: Aff4
Product: AF4/FMR2 family member 4
Exons: 21
Coding region: 66-3548 (1160 amino acids)
Biological process (GO): regulation of gene expression
Cellular component (GO): nucleus; super elongation complex
Source: RefSeq, a predicted model, not a curated record
CCGGGCGCUGCCGCCGCGGUCGGGAGAUGAUGGUUCGGGCCUAGCGGAGCGGGGACUGGAGCAACAUGAACCGUGAAGACCGGAAUGUGCUGCGCAUGAAAGAAAGGGAAAGGCGGAAUCAGGAAAUUCAGCAGGGUGAAGACGCCUUCCCGCCUAGCUCUCCUCUGUUUGCUGAGCCAUAUAAAGUUACUAGCAAAGAAGAUAAGUUAUCAAGUCGUAUUCAGAGUAUGCUUGGAAACUACGAUGAAAUGAAGGAUUACAUAGGAGACAGAUCUAUACCAAAGCUUGUUGCAAUUCCCAAGCCUGCAGUACCAACGACAACAGAUGAGAAAGCAAACCCAAAUUUUUUUGAACAGAGACAUGGAGGAUCUCAUCAGAGUAACAAAUGGACUCCUGUAGGACCUGCACCCAGCACUUCUCAGUCUCAGAAACGGUCCUCUGGCUUGCAGAGUGGACACAGUAGCCAGCGGACCAGUGCAGGUGGUAGUGGCACCAGUAGUAGUGGCCAGAGACAUGACCGCGACUCAUACAGCAGUAGCCGGAAGAAAGGCCAGCAUGGGUCAGAGCACUCCAAGUCACGAUCCUCAAGCCCUGGAAAACCCCAGGCUGUUUCUUCCUUAAGUUCUAGUCAUUCCAGGUCUCAUGGGAAUGAUCACCAUAGCAAGGAACAUCAGCGCUCCAAAUCACCUCGGGACCCUGAUGCCAACUGGGAUUCUCCUUCCCGUAUCCCUUUUUCAAGUGGGCAGCAUUCAAAUCAGUCUUUCCCACCUUCUUUGAUGUCAAAAUCUAGUUCAAUGCUACAGAAACCCACUGCCUAUGUGCGGCCCAUGGACGGACAGGAGUCUGUGGAACCAAAGCUGUCCUCUGAGCACUACAGCAGCCAGUCACAUGGCACCAAUGUGACCGAGCUGAAGCCCAGCAGCAAAGCACAUCUCACCAAGCUGAAAAUACCUUCUCGGCCUGUGGAUGCAUCAGUUUCUGGUGAUGUAAGCUGUGUGGAUGAAAUACUUAAAGAGAUGACGCACUCAUGGCCUCCCCCUCUGACGGCUAUUCACACGCCCUGCAAAACAGAGCCCUCCAAAUUCCCUUUUCCAGCCAAGGAGUCACAGCAGUCUAACUUCGGCCCUGGAGAACAAAAAAGAUACAAUGCUUCUGCUAAAACAUCAAAUGGGCACCAGUCAAAAUCUAUGCUAAAAGAUGACUUAAAACUAAGCAGCAGUGAAGACAGUGAUGGGGAACAGGAUUGUGAUAAGACAAUGCCAAGGAGUACACCAGGAAGUAACUCUGGACCAUCUCAUCACAAUAGCGAGGGGGCAGACAACUCCAGGGACGGCUCGAGCAGCCCCAGCGGGUCCGAGAGCAGCUCUGGCUCCGACUCAGACAGUGAAAGCAGCUCCAGUGAGGACAGCGAGGCGAAUGAGCCGUCACAGAACGCCUCUCCGGAGCCUGAACCACCACCGACAAACAAGUGGCAACUUGACAACUGGCUGAACAAAGUGAACCCACAUAAAGUGUCCCCAGCCUCUUCUGUGGACAGCAAUGUCCCAUCAUCUCAAGCCUACAGAAAGGAAGGCCGAGAACAGGGUGCUGGGGGUAACUACACUGAUCCUGGAGGACCAAAAGAAACAAGUUCUGCUACUCCAGGACGAGACUCUAAAACCAUCCAAAAAGGAUCAGAAAGUGGACGCGGGAGGCAAAAGUCUCCUGCACAGAGUGACAGCACCACACAGAGGAGAACUGUAGGCAAAAAACAACCCAAAAAGGCUGAGAAGUCAGCUGCUGAAGAGCCCCGUGGAGGCCUGAAGAUAGAAAGUGAAACCCCUGUAGAUAUGGCCACCAGCAUGCCCUCCAGCAGGCACAAAGCAGCCACCAAGGGCUCAAGGAAACCCAACAUCAAAAAGGAGUCAAAACCCUCUCCUCGACCUACAGCAGAGAAGAAGAAAUACAAGUCAUCGAGUAAAUCCUCCCAGAAAUCUAGGGAAAUCAUAGAAACAGAUACCUCGUCCUCAGAUUCCGAUGAAAGUGAGAGCCCCCCUCCUUCCUCACAGACUCCUAAGUACCCCGAAAGCAAUAGGACUCCUGUUAAGCCCUCCUCCGUGGAGGAAGAAGAUAGCUUUUUUCGGCAACGAAUGUUCUCUCCUAUGGAAGAGAAGGAGCUCCUUUCCCCACUCAGUGAGCCCGAUGACAGGUAUCCACUUAUUGUGAAGAUUGACCUGAAUCUCUUGACUAGAGUACCAGGAAAGCCUUACAAAGAAACAGAACCACCCAAAGGGGAAAAGAAAAGUGUGCCAGAAAAACACGGGAGAGAGGUACAGAAGCAAACCUCAGAAAAGGCUUCCAACAAAGGCAAGAGGAAACACAAGAAUGAUGAUGAUAACCGAGCCAGCGAGAGCAAAAAACCCAAAAUGGAGGAUAAGAACUCAUCAGGCCACAAGCCACCCAGCAACAGAGAGUCAUCUAAGCAGAGUGGUACAAAAGAAAAGGACUUGUUGCCUUCACCUGCUGGGCCUGUUCCUUCAAAAGAUUCAAAACCAGAGCAUGGUUCUCGGAAGAGGACUGUCAGUCAGUCAUCUUCCUUAAAAUCCAGCAGUGCCAACAACAAGGAGAAUACUGGCAGCAGCAGGAAUAGCGCCUCCACUCCAAAGCAGAAGAAGACUGAAGGGAAGGUCUCCAGCAGCUCCAGAGAGGCCAAGGAAAAGGCUCCAAAUAGCUCUUCUAAUUGUCCUCCAUCUACACCAACUCCUGAUUCUUCGAAGCCUCGGAGAACAAAGCUUGCCUUUGAUGACAGAAAUUAUUCAGCAGACCAUUAUUUACAAGAAGCAAAAAAACUCAAACACAAUGCAGAUGCUUUGUCUGAUAGGUUUGAGAAAGCAGUGUAUUACCUUGAUGCUGUAGUGUCUUUCAUUGAGUGUGGGAAUGCAUUAGAGAAGAACGCUCAGGAAUCCAAGUCCCCGUUCCCAAUGUACUCAGACACGGUGGAGCUCAUCAAAUACACUAUGAAACUAAAGAAUUAUUUGGCACCAGAUGCUACAGCUGCAGACAAAAGACUCACAGUACUCUGCCUGAGAUGUCAGUCAUUGCUGUACCUGAGGCUGUUCAAACUGAAGAAGGAGAAUGCUCUGAAGUACUCCAAGACACUGACUGAGCACCUGAAGAAUUCUUACAGUAAUUCUCAAGCACCUUCACCUGGCUUGGGGAGCAAAGCUGUUGGGAUGCCUUCCCCUGUUUCUCCAAAGCUGUCACCAGGCAAUUCUGGAAGUUAUUCUUCUGGGGGCAGUAGUGCUUCAGCAGGUGGUUCUUCAGUGACCAUUCCACAGAAGAUCCACCAGAUGGCAGCAAGCUAUGUCCAGGUUACAUCUAACUUCCUCUAUGCCACUGAAAUUUGGGACCAAGCUGAACAGCUUUCCAAAGAACAAAAAGAAUUCUUUGCUGAACUGGACAAAGUCAUGGGCCCUCUCAUCUUUAACGCAAGCAUCAUGACAGAUCUGGCUCGUUACACCCGGCAGGGACUGCAUUGGCUUCGGCAGGAUGCCAAGUUGAUAUCUUGAACUGAACAUAUUCUCGUUGCCUCUGAUUUUUUCCACAACACUGUGUCACAUCACAAAGGAAAACUGCCAUAACACACCACCUAGUCGACACUAAGAAUGAGGAAUGGUUUUCUCCUUUUCGGUUUAUAUUAUUGUCUCUUAUAACCCAAAGCCAUCAUAUCAAUUGACCCUUUCAAUAUUCCCAAUGUGACAAGUAUUUAAAUGCUUCUAAACCUGCAGUACAUCAGCAAGAUGGUUUCAGUAAUUGGAAUUCCAGUUAGAAUUCAUAAAUAAUCAAGUAAAAUUCUAUUUAUUUUCGUUUUUUUUCAAGUUCCCAGAUUGGAGCUUGUUUAAAGCUUAAUUAUUCCUGCCUAUAAAUUUAUUCUGUUGAAUAUUUAGCAUAAGUUUAAUGUAGGCAUUUUAUUUAUAUAUUUGGGGAGUUGUGUUACUUAAUGUCUUCUAAGAUAAGAGUUGGCUUGUCCAAGACAGGACAUGUUCUUUCUACAGCUAAUUACCUGAUGUUAUUUCUAGUCUUACUACACUUUUACUACUGUAGGACUUACGCUCGGUGUUAAGGAUGCUCUUCCACCUGGGAAAAGUCACUUAAAUAUGAGUGGCAUUCUACAUGGGUGCAAAAAUGAAGUGGGUCUGGUUUGAUAUGCAUUAUUUCAAAACUGUGAAUGUGUGUUAGGAACACUAGCAAUCACAAGGUGACUACAGUGCAUCUAAUGCAUUACAGAAAAGCAGAUAGACUUGCUGGGGAAGCACAUCAUACUGAAUGGCUUCACAAAGGACAAUCUAACUGUGGGUUUAUUAAAACCUUGUAUUCUUUUUUUGUUUUGUUUUGUUUUAUACUCAUUUGACACUUAAUUGAAGCAGAGUAAGUUACUCCUAAAAACAAACAGAAAACGGUGAUCCAGUUUCUGAAGGUUGUAGCCUGUUUCAUUGGUAAUGGUUGAAGGUUGAAGUCUGCAGAUCUCCCCUAUGGUGGAGAGAUUAUGAUGCUCAGAUAUGACCAUGCAGUAACUGGAGCUCGGAAGGAGGUAUCCCAAUGUCUAAUGUAGAGAUGAUGAAUUACUCUUUCCGAAGAUCCUCAUCAAUGAUGUAUGCUUCUGACUGGAUCUGAAAACUCACACUAGCAGCUGGGCAUGGUUGUGCAUGCCUGUAAUCCCAGCACUGGGCAUUGGUGA